This is a messenger RNA of Coregonus clupeaformis (lake whitefish), 2206 nucleotides long. RefSeq names its product activin receptor type-1B. Gene Ontology annotation, molecular function: activin binding; activin receptor activity, type I; ATP binding. Gene Ontology annotation, cellular component: plasma membrane; activin receptor complex. The transcript is spliced from 9 exons. Gene Ontology annotation, biological process: nervous system development; cellular response to growth factor stimulus; protein phosphorylation. The record is from RefSeq and is a predicted model, not a curated record. The coding region runs from base 169 to 1710 and encodes 513 amino acids. Lineage: Eukaryota; Metazoa; Chordata; Actinopteri; Salmoniformes; Salmonidae.
AGAAGAAGAACAAGAAGAAGAAGAAGAACAAGAAGAAGAACAUUACUGUACUCCCCUUUAAAUCCUCCACUCACCACCUUUAAGGCGUCUGUCUGUCUGCUGUCUGGCGGGGGCUGUGUGUUGUAUGUCUGCUCCGCUGUCAAUACCACACUACUAACCCAAAUAUUAAUGCAAUGCAAUGGGAAAAUAGCGAUCAUGGCUAAGAAACGCAUUUUGUUAACGCUUCUCGUCCUGGUUGGCUUAUUCGGAAUUUAUGAUGCUUUGUGGUGUAACUGCACCACAGCCCAGUGUGAAAAAACUGGCUCCCAGUGUGAGACAGACGGGGCCUGCAUGGCCUCCACGUCCUUCAUCGACGGCCAGGAGCAGCACAUCCGUAUCUGCAUCACCCGGGACAAGCUGGUGCCCCCGGGCCAACCCUUCUACUGUCUGAGCGCUGAGGGCCUCCUCAACACACACUGCUGCUACACUAACUACUGCAACAGCCUCGACCUCAAAGUGCCCUCUGUGACGUCGCGGCCGGGCCUGGGGGGCGGCUUUGGCCCUGAUGGGAAAUGGGGUCUAGUGGAGCUGGUGGCAGUGAUCGCAGGGCCCGUCUUCCUGCUGUGUGUGCUGCUAAUCAUGGGUGUGUUCCUGUUCCAGUACCACCAGAGGGCCUACAGCCACAGGCAGAGGCUGGAGGUGGAGGACCCCUCCUGUGACCACCUCUACAUGGCCAAGGACAAGACCCUGCAGGAUCUCAUCUAUGACAUGUCCACCUCUGGAUCAGGCUCCGGCCUCCCUCUGUUUGUCCAGCGGACAGUGGCCAGGACCAUCGUGCUGCAGGAGAUUAUAGGGAAAGGGCGUUUCGGUGAGGUGUGGCGGGGCCGCUGGAGAGGAGGAGACGUGGCGGUGAAGAUCUUCUCGUCCAGAGAGGAGCGCUCCUGGUUCCGCGAGGCCGAGAUCUACCAGACCAUCAUGCUGCGUCACGAAAACAUCCUGGGAUUCAUCGCCGCCGACAACAAAGAUAAUGGCACAUGGACCCAGCUGUGGCUGGUGUCAGACUACCACGAGUACGGCUCUUUGUUUGACUACCUGAACCGCUACUCCAUCACCAUUGAGGGAAUGAUCAAACUGUCACUGUCCGCUGCCAGCGGCCUGGCACACCUGCACAUGGAGAUCCUGGGCACACAGGGUAAGCCUGGUAUUGCCCACCGGGACCUCAAGUCUAAGAACAUCCUGGUGAAGAAAAACAGUACCUGUGCCAUCGCUGACUUGGGGCUGGCCGUGCGCCACGAGUCCACCACCGACACCAUAGACAUCGCCCCCAACCAGAGAGUGGGCACAAAGAGGUACAUGGCCCCUGAGGUUCUGGAUGAGAGUAUCAACAUGAGGCACUUUGAUUCGUUUAAGUGUGCAGACAUCUACGCUCUGGGGCUGGUUUACUGGGAGAUUGCACGCCGCUGCAACGCUGGAGGUAUCCACGAGGAGUACCAGCUACCGUACUUUGACCUGGUGCCCUCUGACCCCUCCAUAGAGGAGAUGAGGAAGCUGGUGUGUGACCAGAAGCUACGGCCCAACGUGCCCAACUGGUGGCAGAGCUACGAGACCCUGCGUGUGAUGGGGAAGAUCAUGAGGGAGUGUUGGUAUGCCAACGGAGCCGCCCGCCUUACUGCCCUGCGCAUCAAGAAGACCCUGUCCCAGUUGAGCGUCCAGGAGGAUAUCAAAGUCUGAGAGGGCCCUAUCUGAAAGACCAGAGGAGAGCACUGGGGACCCUGUCCUGCGCUAAAGAAUACUGAGAGAGAAAGAUAGGGGGACAGGGUCUUUUCAAAGAACGCACAAGCUAGAGAAAGAAAAUAAGAAUGCAAUGACGAAAGCAAAAUGUUAAAAGAAAAACAUUACAUGAAAACUCUCCUGCCAGUUUUUUUUAAAGCCACCACCGCCUGAGUUGUGACAAGCCCUACCUCGCCUAUUCAGCCAAAACUACUGACAACCCCUGUCAUUCCCUUGCCCCAACAUAUCCCACCAUUCUGACCCACAAACCUGUCCCUGCAGCCUCCCUUCUCCGUUAUAUUCCUACUAAAAUGGCUGCCGACUGCAAUUACUGAUACUACUUCUACUACCGAUAAUGCCCAUGUUAAUCUCAAUGGCAGGAUUUACACUGAGUGUACAAAACAUUAAGAACACCUUCCUAAUAUUGGGGUGGAACCUCCCCCCCUUGCCCUCAGAA